UGGACGUGGUUUGAAAAGAGUGAAGCUCUUUCUCUGCAAAUCUGAUAGGUCUGAAUGCAGGCAGGUCGUUUCCCUGCCAGAAUGACUAGGCUUGGAGCUGGGAUGUUUUUCAAAGUGGUGUCUGUGGGCAAGAGGGCAGAGCUGAGGCAUGAACCUGAAACAGGAAUCUCCGCACCCAGCCGGUAAUGGUCUGUUCAAGCAGCUGGAGAGCAUCAUGGCAACUUUACUAAACAUGGAAGUUCCAAUAAGUGCCUGUCCAGGGCAGCCAGGGGGAGUGAUGUCAUUGCCACGUGUUUCCCACCCAGGCACAAAAGCCUGCUGGAUGCGGGUGCAAUUAAGAGCCAAGUUUAGACAAGAGCGGCUAACCUGGCCAGCUGGUCCCCAGCAACACUAACUUGUUGCUUGUCAAGCCAUCUCUGGAGGCUGUUGGUUCCUUCCAGCUGCCUCUCUGCCUGCUCUGAGCAGGGAUCAGGCUUCUUUGAGGAUGGAGGAAGCCCAUGGGCAGUGGGCAACGCUAACGGAACCAACGAUGACUCUGAAUAAUGUCACCAUGCGCCAGGGCACCGUGGGCAUGCAGCCGCAGCAGCAGCGCUGGAGCAUCCCAGCCGAUGGCAGGCACCUGAUGGUACAGAAAGAGCCUCAUCAGUACCACCACCACCACAGCCGCCACUCCCCUGCCCCCGAGGACCACUGCCGCCAAAGCUGGUCCUCUGACUCCACAGACUCAGUCAUCUCCUCCGAGUCAGGGAACACCUACUACCGGGUGGUGCUCAUAGGGGAGCAGGGGGUGGGCAAGUCCACUCUGGCCAACAUCUUUGCAGGCGUGCACGACAGCAUGGACAGCGACUGCGAAGUGCUGGGAGAAGAUACGUACGAACGAACCCUGAUUGUCGAUGGGGAAAGCGCAACAAUUAUACUCCUGGAUAUGUGGGAAAAUAAGGGGGAGAACGAUUGGCUCCAAGACCACUGCAUGCAAGUUGGGGACGCCUACCUGAUUGUCUACUCCAUCACAGACCGAGCGAGCUUUGAGAAGGCGUCUGAGCUGCGAAUCCAGCUCCGCAGGGCCCGGCAGACAGAGGACAUUCCUAUAAUUUUGGUUGGCAACAAAAGUGACUUAGUGCGGUGCCGGGAAGUGUCUGUGUCAGAAGGGAGGGCGUGCGCCGUGGUGUUCGACUGCAAGUUCAUCGAGACCUCCGCGGCUGUCCAGCACAACGUGAAGGAGCUGUUCGAGGGCAUCGUGCGGCAGGUGCGCCUGCGGCGGGACAGCAAGGAGAAGAACGAGCGGCGGCUGGCCUACCAGAAGAGGAGGGAGAGCAUCCCCAGGAAAGCCAGGCGCUUCUGGGGCAAGAUCGUGGCCAAGAACAACAAGAAUAUGGCCUUCAAGCUCAAGUCCAAAUCCUGCCAUGACCUCUCUGUGCUCUAGGCGCCCAGAGUCACGCAGACGUCCCUUCUAGUGGACGUCGCUGAUGGCCAUUGGGACCAAUAAUCUAUAUUAGAUUGGAUACUUAAGUAUUGUUAGACGUGGCUUCCCCCAUUGCAGCCAGGAACUAAUGUGUUCGCCUCAUGGGCAACAUGAUGCAUGAGAAAGAUCUUUGUAAAAAGUCAGUAUUUAUUUACAGGAAAAGCCUGACCUUACUACUCGAACACCCACAACUCAUUAGAGGAUGUGUUUGGUGUUCACGUGUGUUUUUUCUCUCCUUUGGAUAGCAGAGAAUUGAAGCUUAUGAAAGAAUGCCCAGAACGGGAACUUUUCGUCAUUAAAAUAUCACCCAGUGUUUCAAUAUGUGACUUUGAGGCCAGUGGGUCAUAAACAAAUACAGGACAGCUGACGAGGGGUUUAUGCAAAGGAGGGAGUACUUUCUACAUACCUUACAUCUGUGGAGCUAGACUCGUAGAACUGAACUCAUCAAAAUUGUGACUCUUAUUGCUCCAUCUAACUGUGAAAAGAAAUUGCUGGAAACUAAAGCUUAGCAAACAAUUUUUGUUCAAUGCCCACAGGGUCUUGUAGAAUUGGGAACUGAUACAUGUACCACUUAUAGGUUCAAAAAUUAUAUCUUUACCUAUGUGUCUUAUAGGUUUUUAUUUAGGGGAAAAUUAUUUGAAUCAUAUUCUACUUAGUCAAACCACCUUUUGUGUUUUAUUAUUUUUGCAAUCAUGGAGCCAUCAUAAAAAUAUUUUUAGAUCUGAAUUUGUUGAUAGCCUGGAGUAUAAAAUGUCAAUUUUAAAAAUAUAAGCAAAGUCUGAAUUUUGAUAAAACACAUAACAUAGAAACUUCUAGUACUUUGGGUUGACCCUCGUAUGCCACAGCUCUGCUCUAUUUAUUAUUAUUUUGCAAAAUAACCAUUUUAACAUUUGAUAAGGCAUAUUUAUGAACACAUUUCUUAAUGAGAAAAUAUCCAUUUUAUUACCAUUUUCUAUCUUUUUCAAAAUUAUACAAGUUUUUACCUAUAUGUCUUAUAAUAAAAGAAAUAAAAUCUUUGGAAAAAA
Molecule: messenger RNA, 2487 nt
Organism: Microcebus murinus (gray mouse lemur)
Lineage: Eukaryota; Metazoa; Chordata; Mammalia; Primates; Cheirogaleidae
Source: RefSeq, a predicted model, not a curated record